AUGGCACCCGAACUCAUUGUCGUCAUCGGAGCCACAGGCACCCAAGGAGGUUCGGUAGUCGAGACAUUCCGCAACGAAUCAGGAUGGACCGUUCGUGGCCUUACGCGCAACACCAGCAGCCAGACAUCCCUGGCUCUCGCGGCCAGAGGCGUGGAAAUGGUAGCCGGCAACCUCGACGACGUGCCGUCUCUGAUUGCAGCCUUUCAAGGAGCCCACGCGAUCUUCUCCGUGACCGACUUCUGGACCGGCUUUCGCAAUCCUGAAAACAAGUCGAAGCUCGCACCGGGUCAGACCAUGAUGGAAUGGGCGCACGGUUACGAGCUGCAACAAGGGAAGAACGUCUUCACCGCUGCUGCCCAGACGCACACGCUGGAAAGACUGGUCUUCUCCGCUCUCCCAUAUGUCACGAAAUGGUCCAAGGGCAAGUAUACACAUGUGUACCACUUCGACGCCGAGGGCAGGGCGGUCGAGUACGCGCGGUCAACGUACCCGGAAUUGAUGAAGAAAACUAGCGUCAUCCAGCUCGGAAUCUAUUUGACAAAUAUGCUGUGGAAGCCACAUUACCAGCCGCACAAGGAUGAAGACGGAGUAUACGUCUUCCGCACCAAAAUGGCCGCCGAUCGCAAAGUGCCGUUGGUCGCGACUAGCGAGGACACCGGUCCUCUGACAAAGGCACUCGUCAAUGUCGACGGGGGCAAAACUCUUCUCGCAUACCGUGAAUUGAUAAAGAUGGACGAAUUUGCAGAGACUUGGGGUCGCGCGCUUGGUGUCAAGGCAAAGUAUGUAGCGACUGGUCCCGGUGAGGUGUGGGUUGCUAUUCCGGAGUUGCAGGAGGACAUUGAGGAAUGCGCAGACUUUAUCACCGAGUUCGGUUUCGAAGGAGGCGAUCCGAGAGUCAUUCAUCCCAAAGAUCUGGGCAUCCCUGUCAAUAUGGGCACCGUUGAAGAGUGGAUCAAGAAGCAAAACUGGAGUGCAGUAUUGUAGGACGUGAUCUUCGAUGUCAAGAACUACUAACUACUGUGAGUCGCGGGCACGUUUGCGAAGUCGCAUUCGCUAUAAAGGGAUUAGGUGCAUAAGAGAGCUGAUAACGAGUUCUUCGCGAAAGGGGUAAAAAGAGGCCCGCGAAGAGAUCGAGGAUUACGAGGCUAAUCGAGACGUACUCGAAGAGACGAGAUACAUUUUGAAUAGGCCGAAAGGGGACGAAUGGAGCGGGGCCCGAAGCGGUAGAGAAGAGUCCUGGCGACGAG
Messenger RNA from Exophiala xenobiotica, 1247 nucleotides. RefSeq lists its product as uncharacterized. The record is from RefSeq and is a predicted model, not a curated record. The transcript is spliced from 3 exons. The coding region runs from base 1 to 984 and encodes 327 amino acids. Lineage: Eukaryota; Fungi; Ascomycota; Eurotiomycetes; Chaetothyriales; Herpotrichiellaceae.